AUGUUACAAAACUUGUAAGACUUGCUUAGGUCAAGGUAAGGAAUAGUUUUUAACUUGUUAUAGUGACAUAAGUUUGAGUUCUAAUAAUUCAUGUGAUUCUAGUAAGGAUCGAACAGAUUAAAAGUUCCUUCAAAUUCCAGAUGGAUUUUAAGAUAAAUAUGAUAAUAAUAAAGAUGAUGAAGAUUAUGUCUGUAUUGAAGAUAUAAGUAAUCAUAAUUAAUAGUUUUUUUUAGAUCUUUAAGAUAAAUGUGAAGAUAACUGCCCUAAAUGUACAAGUACAUAAAGUUGUUUAAUUUGUAAACCCUAAAAAUAUCUCUAUUUUGGAUAAUGAAUGAAUUAAUGUCCAGAAUACACAAAAAUAUUUGAAACUAAUUGCUUAAGCAUUGUUGAUAUUAUUUCAAAAAAUAACAAUUGACGGCUUAAAUAAUUAGUAAGAGAAUUUUAUGAUCUAUCAACAGCAAAAAGCUCUACGGAUACAAUAUUUUAGUUUAUUUCAUCAUAUAAUUCAUUUAAUUUCUAAAAAGAUGAUGCUAUUUAUUAUAGCUACUUUUCAAAUAAAAGAAUAUUUGGAGGACCAUUAGUAUGAGGUAAUGCUGAAUUUAAAUUUACUAAAAGUUGGACAGAAGAGUUUUAAUUUAUAGAAUAUUUUUGAAGUGAUUUUAGGGGAUAUUUCAUUAAAUAACAAUAAAUUUACACAUAAAUUAAAUGAUCAAUAAUUAGAAACAAUAACUUUAAAGGAAAAUUAUUCAGGACAGAAUCCAAAUAUAUAGGAUCAAAUAUGGCCUCGUGACUAUAAAUUAAAUAUAUAUCAAGUGGAUAAAUCUAUACAUUAUUAAAUGUCAACAAAUAAGUAAUUACCUAUGGAGAUUAAAUGUUAAAAUAAUCGUUAACUUUCUUUUUGUGGCUUUCUGUUUAAGAAAAAAAACCAUAUAUAGACAAAGUUCUUUUAAAAUAGAAAUUGA
Paramecium primaurelia is the source of this 962-nucleotide messenger RNA. NCBI's taxonomy places the organism in Eukaryota, Ciliophora, Oligohymenophorea, Peniculida, Parameciidae. The record is from the annotation of a GenBank genome assembly.